AUGGCGGGCCGGCCGGGCGGGGGCGGCCGGGCCACAACAAGGGCCGCUGGGGCCGCCCGCGCCUGCGCGUUGCGCGCUGGGCCGGGGCAGAUGGGCGCCGCCGAAGCCGGGGCGAAGGAGCACGGAGAGCACCGAGCGUGGCCGGAGAGCACCGAGUGUUGCCGAAGAGUGACGAAAAUUGACGGAGGGGCCCGACCGGAGAGAGACGAGCGUCCCCGAAGCAGGGACGAGCGAGGACAAAAAGAGCUGAGAGACGGGAAGGCCCGAGCCCGCGCCGAGCGAAGACGAAAAGUGCAGAAGAGGGACGGGACAGACCGAGGGGCGAGCGCGCGCCCCCCAGCGGAGGCGCCGCGCCGGUGGCGUGUCCGGACAGGAUCACGUGACACACCCGCCACCCCACUCGCCCCCCGCCCCCGAUACCGGGGCACCCCCAGGACCCCGGCCAACAACACCCCUGGUGCGGCCAUCAUCGCACCGGCAACAGCCACCGCGAACACCGGCCAUACUGUUACACACACAAAGCCCCACUAUGACUUUCUCCCUGCAGUCGCUCCCCCCGACUGCCUCAGUGCCCCCAGUGAUGCUCCCAGGGAUCCAGGUGGGCUGGCCGUUGGGAUCCCCAUUCCAGCCAUGCUCCUGGAGCAGCGCAGUGGCGGUGAUCUCUACAGCACGAGCCAUGGGAACACGGCAGGAUUAAUUGCGGGGUCCAAGAGGUGUCCCUACCCUGCUGCUGCCCACAGCCACCCAGGGGUGGAGUGUGUCCUCUUCAACGAGGAGUACAUGAUCUGCAUGUGGGGGAGCAGAGAGAUGCCCACAGUCAACUACUCCCUCUUCUACUGGUACAGGAACGCGUCUGACAAGGAGGUGGAGUGCAAGCGCUACCUGCAGGACCAGGGUGUCAGGGUCGGCUGCUACUUCGAGCAGAACGAGCUCAUCCAGUUCCAGCCUUUCCAUGUUCUCAUCAAUGCCAGUGUUGCCGGCAAGACCCUGGAGAUCCCCAGCAAGCGCAUGGAGCUGCAGGACCUGGUGAAACCAGCGGCACCUGUCAACCUGACCAUCCGCAACAUGAGUAACAAUCAGCUGCAGCUGACCUGGGCCUCCCCAUACCCCAGAGACAAGUGUCUGGAGCACGCUGUCAAGUACAAGAGCAACAAGGACACCAGCUGGACGGAGCUCUCAGUGAAUGGAGACGUCUUCUCCUUACCCAGUGUGGACUAUGAGAAGUCCUACACCUUCUAUGUGCGCAGCAAGAUCAACAAAUACUGUGGCAGAACCCAGUUCUGGAGUGAGUGGAGCAUCCCUGUCAUCUGGGGCAGCAACUCUACCAGCAAGGGCACGGUGGAGGAACAGCUGUACUGGUUUGGGAUCCGCACGGUCUUGGUCCCCAUUGCCUCCUGCCUGCUCCUGCUGGUCCUUGUCAUCCUGCUGGUGCGCAUGGAAAGGGUAUGGGUCAUCCUGAUGCCCCGAAUUCCCAACCCCAGCAAGAAUUUUGAUGAGCUAUUCAUCACUCACAAUGGCAAUUUCCAGGAAUGGGCUGGAGUCCCCAAAGAUGUUGUGGAGAGCUUCAAGCCAAACUACAGCGAGAACAUCUGCUAUGUGACUGAGCUGCCACCCAAGGACAGCCAUGAGCCCCUCUGGGACAGCAGCAACCAUGCACCACCUCCAAUGCCUGUGCCUCCAGUCGCCCCCUGGUAGUGAGCAUAGCCCCUACCAGAACAGCUAUGGGAGAGUGUGACACACUCCUGCACCCCUGCAUCCCUCAUUCUCCACAGCUUUGCUGCCCAAACCUUACUGCUUCUCAGGCCCUACUCCCUGCCAUGCCUCUGCCAAAUGUCCUGGUUUUGCUUCCUGCAUGUCCCCCUCCCUGUUCCGAGGUGCCCACAAGCACACCCAGGAACGCGUCCUGAUGAGUGGGCAGCUGCAGCUGAACAGGCAGGGGCCACUGGCCAACUGAUGGGGACACAGAAUGAGGAGUCCCAGGGGGGUCAAGUGUGGAAAAAUAAGGAAAAAUAGGCAAGAAACAUUGUAAAAUGCUCAAGUGCCUUGCAGCUGAUGUAGAAAAACACAUAUACCAUACUCUUUGUUUAGCUUUGUGUGUUCAUUAAGUAGAAUUCUGUGUUUAGAUAAUACAGGCCUGUGAUAGACUUAGUGGCACCUUAUUUAACAUGCUUUAGAUUCCUGGCCUGCUGUGGGAAAGAUCAAAUCACAGUGGUAAACCACAACUGCAGAACUCCUUGAUAAACAGGCAAAAACAGCAGGUUCAGUGAUCCUCUAGGGUGAACCAAGAUCCACAGUGCCUGUAUUCUUGCUUAUGUGCCUCUGCCUGGGUGCUGCUUGGGGGAAUCCUCCAGUCGGUGAAGUAAUGAAAAUAAAUUUCCUCUUUGCAUUUCA
Molecule: messenger RNA, 2391 nt
Organism: Sturnus vulgaris (Common starling)
Lineage: Eukaryota; Metazoa; Chordata; Aves; Passeriformes; Sturnidae
Gene: IL2RG
Product: interleukin 2 receptor subunit gamma
Biological process (GO): cytokine-mediated signaling pathway
Cellular component (GO): external side of plasma membrane; membrane
Molecular function (GO): cytokine receptor activity; protein binding
Source: RefSeq, a predicted model, not a curated record